Zootoca vivipara (common lizard) is the source of this 3911-nucleotide messenger RNA. It is a transcript of the gene GSPT1, whose product is annotated as G1 to S phase transition 1. Lineage: Eukaryota; Metazoa; Chordata; Lepidosauria; Squamata; Lacertidae. The record is from RefSeq and is a predicted model, not a curated record. Gene Ontology annotation, molecular function: GTP binding; GTPase activity.
GGGCGCUGAUGCGGGAGGAGAAGGGCGUACGGCAUCUCGAGGAGGCCAUCCUGCGUCGCGGCGGUGGGGCGCACACGCGGAGCGGCCGGAGCGAGCUCGUAGGCGACGACGACGACGGUGGUGCCGCGUUCCCGGCUGCCGCGCUUUCCCCUCCCCCGCCCCUUCCCCUCCUGCCGCCGCCCCCCACCUCAGCCCGCUUUCCUCCCAGGACGUCGGGAGCCGCUUCGGAAAGCGCAGAGGCUUGUGGGGGGGGUGGGCAGAGACAAAAUGGAGGCGAACGGCAGCAGUGGCAGCAGCAGCGACUCGGCGCCCGACUGCUGGGACCAGGCGGAUAUCGAGCCCGGCGCUGGCCCGGCCGGCUCCUCCGCCCCCGGCGCCGCCUCCGGCGACGUGCCCAGCCCGGCCCAGCUCGACGCCGCCUCGGCGGAGCAGCAGGAGCAGCUGCUGGGCGCGGCCUUCAGCCGGCACCUCAACGUCAACGCCAAGCCCUUCGUGCCCAAUGUCCACGCCGCCGAGUUCGUGCCGGCCUUCCUGAGAGGAGGCCCAGGCCCGGCCUCCUCGUCGUCGCCGCCUUCCUCCACCUCCGUCGCGUCCUCCGCGCCCGCGCAGGGACUCCCACCGCCGCCUUCGCCCCCGCCGGGCCUGCCGCCCCUGACGUCGCUGCCACACGGGGCAUCAGCAGAAUCUUCACAAGAAGAACAGCCAUCACCUUGUGAAGGGUCAAAUGCUGCAGUCAGUAUGGAAAUCUCAGAACCAGUUGUAGAAAACGGAGAAACAGAAAUGUCCCCUGAAGAAUCAUGGGAUCACAAAGAAGAAGCUAUUGAACCUGAGUUAGCAAGUGGACCUUCUGGAGAUGCAGGACCUACCGAGGAAGGCACCCCGGAAAUGAUGGAGGAGGAAGAGGAGCUACCAAUACCUAAAUCUCUGAUAGCACCACCAGGUGCUCCCAAAAAAGAACAUGUAAACGUAGUAUUCAUUGGACAUGUAGAUGCUGGCAAAUCAACAAUUGGAGGACAAAUAAUGUACUUGACAGGCAUGGUUGAUAAAAGAACACUUGAAAAAUAUGAAAGAGAAGCUAAAGAAAAAAACAGAGAAACCUGGUACCUCUCCUGGGCCUUGGACACAAACCAGGAAGAAAGAGACAAAGGUAAAACAGUGGAAGUGGGCCGUGCCUAUUUUGAAACGGAGAAGAAACACUUCACAAUUUUAGAUGCUCCAGGGCAUAAGAGCUUUGUCCCAAAUAUGAUUGGUGGUGCUUCUCAAGCUGAUCUAGCUGUGUUGGUUAUCUCUGCAAGGAAAGGAGAGUUUGAAACUGGUUUUGAGAAAGGAGGACAAACGAGAGAGCAUGCCAUGUUAGCGAAAACUGCAGGCGUAAAACAUUUAAUAGUUCUUAUUAAUAAAAUGGAUGAUCCAACUGUGAACUGGAGCAAUGAAAGGUAUGAGGAAUGUAAAGAGAAAUUGGUGCCAUUCUUGAAGAAAGUUGGCUUCAAUCCAAAAAAAGAUAUUCACUUCAUGCCCUGCUCUGGAUUGACUGGAGCAAACCUCAAGGAACAAUCGGACUUCUGUCCUUGGUAUAUUGGGCUACCGUUUAUUCCAUAUCUGGAUAACUUGCCAAAUUUCAACAGACCGGUUGAUGGACCAAUCAGGCUGCCAAUUGUUGAUAAAUAUAAGGAUAUGGGCACGGUAGUUCUGGGAAAGCUGGAAUCGGGCUCUAUCUGCAAAGGACAGCAGCUUGUGAUGAUGCCAAACAAGCACAAUGUGGAAGUCCUUGGGAUCCUUUCCGAUGAUGUAGAAACUGAAUCAGUAGCUCCAGGUGAAAAUCUGAAGAUUCGACUGAAAGGAAUUGAAGAGGAGGAGAUCCUCCCAGGGUUUAUACUCUGUGAUCUUAAUAACCUGUGUCAUUCAGGACGCACUUUUGAUGCUCAGAUAGUGAUAAUUGAGCAUAAAUCCAUCAUCUGCCCAGGUUACAAUGCGGUGCUGCAUAUUCAUACCUGUAUUGAAGAAGUUGAGAUCACAGCCUUAAUCUGUCUGGUAGACAAAAAAUCAGGAGAGAAAAGCAAGACACGACCCCGUUUUGUUAAACAAGAUCAAGUAUGUAUUGCCCGUUUACGGACGGCAGGAACUAUCUGCCUUGAGACAUUCAAAGACUUCCCUCAGAUGGGUCGAUUCACCUUAAGAGAUGAGGGUAAGACCAUUGCAAUUGGAAAAGUUCUGAAAUUGGUUCCAGAGAAGGAUUAAGCAUUGUUUUUGACAAGCCUGCACAAAUACUGUGAGGGGGAAAAAUUGACUCUGCAAAAGCCUACUUCACAUCGCCUUCUUAUUUUCUUCCCAUUGAUAACCUUCUCCCUAUAUUUGCAAAGAUGAGAUUUCACAGCAAAGGUCCACAUUAUGUCAGCUUUCUCAUAUUGAGAGCUCUGCUAUGCCACUGUUGAAUCCCCCCCCCCAAAGUUUUUUUUCCUCCCCUUUUCUCCUAAAUUCUGCUUCCUUGGAAAGAUUUGGCAAUAGCUUUGUAAGUGAUGUGGACAUAAUUGCCUAGAAUUAUGAAAAAUCUAUAGGAUUUAUGUUUAUUUCCCCUCUCCCAGCAUAUUAAACAUUUUUCAAGGCAGAUCAUUAAGAGUGUGCAAGCGUGUGUGCACAUGUUACAAAGACAAUUACCAUGUUAAUAAACUAUUCAAUUUGAAAUCUUUUUUCAGUAUCUUAAUUGCUUUUGAAUAAUGUUUUUAUCCAGAUGUAACACCUGUUGCAUUAGCUUUUAACCUGCCAAGUAAUCUGAAUAUUCAAUUACUUAGGCUUUUCUGAAACCCAACUCUUUCCCUUUGCCGCCUCCCGGACGAAGUUAUAAAUGAAGCAAUUAGACAAUUGACAAAAUUUGUACUAAAGAAACUUUCUCCCUUUCCUUAUGGUGGAUUUAAAAAAAUUAAAUAUGUUCAUGCAAGUAUGGUACUAUUUAAUUAGUGUUGCAUCACUUUAUCUACAAACAAACUUAACUUGAUUAUUUUUUACGCACUGGGGCGAGCUAGAUCUACCUACAGUGCCCUGAAUUACACCAUCAAAUCCUGUCUGGCAGAAAAUGCUAACCAAUAAAAUUAGUAGGACUGUUACGUGACAUCUCUGGCAAUAAUGCAGGUACAUGGUGUUUGGUCUAAAAACUAAGCACAAGUACCAGUUUAUGAUAAAGUUGCGCUGUUCAUUCUGUCUUUUAACUUGGAAGAUCGGAGAAUCUUUGGUUGCUGGGUUUUGUUUUGUUUUUAAAAAAAGAGAUUUGAAGCAAACCAAAUAGGCCAUAGAGGAGUGGUAGGUAUUCACUCAGCUGGCAGUGACUGAAUGAUGGCUCACUCGGCAAGUGCCACUCCAGAAGGUUUGUUUGAGAGUAGAAUCAAGCACAGUCUAUAAAUUUCUGCAUAUCAAAGCAAUUUGAGUUAAAUGAAAGCAAAAGUGAAUAAAAGGAUUUGUGGUUGGCAGUUCAAAGGAACAGGGGUUGUAAACUUUAUACUUGGCUGAAUGUUGGUCUGUACCAUUGCUAUAAACAAUUAGGGAAAGAGUUGAAAGGGAGGUGCAAUGAUAUUCAAAGUGUUUAAUGGCAAAUCUCCAUUAUUAGGUUCAUAUAAGAAGGCUGACUUCCAAUAUUGUUCAAAGUGCUUCUCCAAUUAAAUCCUUUGCAGUGUAUGUUCAAAUAGUAAUGUGCCCUUUCCCCUGAAGUUUACAGUCAUGUGACUGUUUCAUUUUACACAAUUCUAAAUUUAAAAUGUUUGCCCUUUUUUGUUUCUUUGUAACUGUGGAACCUCCCAUCCAUUUCACUUGAGGCUACAUUGUAUGGACGAAGCAAAGUUUAUUGUCCUUCAAUUUCAUAUGACUACACUUGUAGCUACCGUAAUGCAUGAAAUUUAAAUAAAUUUUAUUAUGUCUGCAAA